This is a messenger RNA of Cylas formicarius (sweet potato weevil), 2810 nucleotides long. Its product is annotated as neurotrimin-like. Gene Ontology annotation, biological process: homophilic cell-cell adhesion; synapse organization. Gene Ontology annotation, molecular function: axon guidance receptor activity; protein binding. The record is from RefSeq and is a predicted model, not a curated record. Gene Ontology annotation, cellular component: neuronal cell body; plasma membrane; axon. NCBI's taxonomy places the organism in Eukaryota, Metazoa, Arthropoda, Insecta, Coleoptera, Brentidae. The transcript has 9 exons. Bases 313 to 1668 code for a protein of 451 amino acids.
GCUUUCAGCUAACCACCGACGAAUGCGGUGGCAACAGUGCGGAAUUUCGGAUGAGCUUACGUUGGUUAUAUCGCGUAAAGCACGUUGCCAGUCACAUGUUCACUGCAAUCGGCGUUCCCGCCAGUAUCGAGGGAGAUUUGAAUUUUUUUGCGGGUUUUUAAUUUUUUCGAAAUAUUUUAUAAACUGAUGAGGUUCGAGGCGGAAUUUCGGAGAACGCUUCUCUCGUAAAACGUUUUUAAAUCUGCUAGUGCUGCUUCCGCCAUGAAGUGAUUAAAGCUUUGGUGCAAGUGAAGGCUGAUACAUUUUUUUGCUAUGGAAUUUGUCGGGCCGCUUUUGUCGCUUCUGUAUCUUCUACCGACGUGUCAUAGUAUUUUAAAUGGAGGGUCCAUUUAUAGCAAUCAAGCAAAUCCUAGAUUCGUUUCGAGAGGAAACACGUUUAAAGUAGUCACCGGCGAUACAGUUGUUUUGCCCUGUGAAAUUCACAAUUUAGGGCCUUUCGUGAUAGUGUGGAAAAAAGGAACGACCCUUCUCAGUGCGGGCCAGCAAAAGAUAUCCAUGGAUCCGCGAGUUUCUCUGAUAGGUUACAACUUGCAAAUCAAAGAAAUAAAACAUUCGGAUCAAGGAGACUACACAUGCCAGAUAGGAGACGGCACGCAAGGAGAUCUAAUUCACACCAUCGAAAUAUUAAUGCCUCCAAGUAUACAAAUUGUUCCGCCCAGUGGACAAGUUGUCACUCGCAAGGGUGGACCAGUCUUCUUUGAAUGUAAAGCCAACGGAAACCCAACACCGACAGUUCAAUGGUCAAAAAAGGAUGGUUUACUUCCGUCGGGGCUGCAGGUCGAAACUGGUCACAUGCUCAACAUAAACGAAGUGCAGAGACAAGAUGCCGGAAUAUACUUAUGUACGGCGUCCAACGGAAUCGGGCAACCAGUUACUGGAGAAGUCAAGCUUCAUGUUUUAUAUCCUCCGGAAGUUAGCGUACUACGCUCUUGGGUCAAUUCAGGAGAGGGCCUCGAGGCAAAAUUAAAUUGCGUGGUACAUGCUGAUCCUCCAGCUGAGGUUACCUGGUAUCAAGAUUCAUUUCAACUUCAACCCACGGACAGGCGAAUUAUGUCGAAAAAUAGUCAGACCCAUACGUUGACAAUCAAAAAUGUACAACUCUCUGAUUUCGGAAACUACAGCUGCCUCGUAUCUAACUCUAUAGGACGCGAUAAGAGGUACAUAGAACUUUCGGGAAAGCCGGGUCCCCCGAAAAUUAUUAGCCCGCAGUAUUCCAACCCUCAUGAGCACGAUUUAAAAUGGGUUGUGCAAUCGGUCUUUCCCAUUGUCGAAGUGAGGAUAUUAUAUAGAAAAGUUAUGAUUAACAACUCAUACCAUCAUCCCGGGCAAUGGCACGAUUUGCUUGUUAAGCCUAGUCAAACGUUCAGCGUCUCUACAAGCGAAAGAACGCAAUGGUAUCGCCUGCACAAUCUCCAAGCAGAUUCAGCAUAUGAAUGCUUAGUACAGACGAAAAAUCAGCAUGGAUAUGGAGAACUGUCUGACUUGCAUCAAUGGUAUACUUCGCCAAGGGGUCGAAGAAUAGUGCUCAGUAAAGCGAGCGUUAAAAGUGUUAAAAGUUUUGCUCUCUUGUGGACUUGUAUUUGGAUUUUUUCGCGUUUAAUCGUGUAACAAUCAUCCCAAGUGCACAUAGUUUAUUUUAUUUAAAUUUUAAUAUAGAACGAAAUGAUAGACGACAAAAUGGGACUUUUUUUUGAGUUUCUAGCAAUGUCUAAUACAUUUUGCACAACGAACUGAAAAGUUGUUAUCCGCAGGCGACCAUUGUUCUUAUUUUCUUGCGCAUUCGCCAUUUUGUGAUCAUUUCGUGUUUCAGUUUUAAUAAUUUUGAUAUUCAAUGUAAUCACCAGCAUUGUGACAAAUUCAAAUUUGAAGUUAAAUUUAUACAUUUAUUUAUUAUACAUAUUUAGGUUCUUCCUUAUUGUCUAGUUUUUAUACAAUGGAUAUAUAAUUGUUUCAUUCACGAGGGUAUUAAUUAUAAGGAGAUUGCAUGUGUAGUAUUACAAUUAUUGGUCAUACAAAUUUCUUCAUGCUUCACUUUCAACUAUUAUUUAUAAUUUAAGAGCAUAUUUGACUAAUAUUCGCCUUUGUGAUUCGUCAGUUUAUUGCUUCAAAGUUCAAUUUCAACUGAUUAUAAUUUGAAUUAAAUAUUACAUUUGGCUAAUAUUCGCUUUUGUGAUUCGUUGGUUUGUUAAAACCGCUUGAAAAUGUGUGUGUCUUAUACUGAUGAGCUUUGUAUUUUAAUGUAUUGUAUUUUAAUGUAUUUCAUACCGGAACGGUACUGAAAAAACAAACGAAACCUUUUUUUAAUUUAUUAAUUUUAUUUAUUUUACUAUAAAAACAGAAAUGUCAACUUUCUCUUAUAAAAUGUUUCAUAUUUAAAAUGUCGCCGUCAAAAGUUUAUUCUCAUAAACUAGAUCGUAAUAUAUUUUCGUAGAUAGACCAGAUAUAUAGAUUUCGAAACAAUUCACAAAUAUGUUGUAAAUUAAAUGAUGUAUAUAAUUGCGGUAUGUUCACCUUAUCAAAGUAAAGGAAACCUACAAAUUAUAAAUUUAUGACAAUUUAGUCAUUGAACGAUAUGUUCGUCUAAGAUUUGCCAGUUGUUUAUAUGAAAAGAAUAAAUAAAAGUUAAAGAAUUUGAAUAAGAAAUAAUUUUUUUUAACCAGAUGCGCUACUGUGAAACUGUGCUAAGAUAACCAGGUAUGUUGUACCAGUAGCAAUUGCCUAAAAGUUUAAAGCAAGAAAUAUUUAAAUUA